GCAGAGCCUUCAUUACUACGAGAUUUAUUGUUCAUACUUCCACCAUCGUCUGGCGCAAUCUAAAGUAUCAUUGUUUCAAUUAGUAAAUUUCAUUACUCAGAUGGCUCUGUUUUCGACAGGGCAAAAUCAGGCCUUUCGACCAACACGGACUCCUUUGGUUGGCCUUGCAGUUGGUCCCCGUCUCGCUAUCAUGUGCGUAUUAGCGGUAAUUGGAAGGAGUCUGACAAAUUCUCUUGGCGUUAUUAGCAAUGGUAAUGGUCGAAGAAUGAUGUUUCCAGCCGCGCAGGCUUUCCAGCGUGAAAUUUCGUUGGUUCGACAUCAAAAUUCACUGGACGCAGCGUUUCCACCCAAGAUCGGCUUGCAGACGGCCUUGUCAGCUGGAAUGGAAGGGAAACUUCUUUCAAACAAAGAUAUAGUGGAGCGUCGAUUGGAGAUGAACCGCGGAAAACGAGCUGCAAGCAAAAAAAGUGCCCAAGAGCGGGUAUCCAGGAAUUUGGAUAUCAAACGAUUACUGCAUACUGAGAAUAAUGCCGCCGUCAGCGGCAACUCGACAUCAUCAGAAUUUCAAGUUCCACCGCUGUAUGCCGUUAAAGUUUGGGUUGACGACGAACUGCGAGAGGAACUUAAGCUUUCCGGCCGAGAAAAGCGUGGCAGGGUAUUUAUCAAGACAGGAUCGGAAGGAACGACGACCUUCCGUGGAAUGAAAGACGAAAUCUUCGGCUUUUUUCGGGCUCUCCGGAAGAACACUUUUUGUUUGACAGCAAAUUUGCCUCAAUUUGACGAAGACGGAAAUAUCGUGGUCGUUUCGCACCCGCCGUUGACAAAGGAAGUCAGUCAAGGUGAUCAUUUGACCUGGAAGAUUGAAAACGACGAAGACGUCAUCAAAACGUUUGCAAUGGCGGAUGAGUUUUUCGAAGAUCCGACGAACUCCGUGUUAAAACGACCCUCUAUCCAGAUCAAUGUUAGAAAAGAUCCAAAUGCCCCACUUCCGCCACCGCCGCCAGCUUAUUUGAACGGUAUGCCCGAUCCCGCUGAAUCCGAAAGCAUGACAAUGCUGUCCUUUUAUGCAUUUCCUCCGUCGGGAAUUGCAAAUCCUGAAGAUUUUGCCCUCAGUCUCAAGAUUUUAUGGAGACCGUUCCAGACUCUUGGUCGUAUCUAUGUCGCAACAGAGGGUGUCAAUGCCCAAAUGAGUGUUCCUACUAAUGUUUUGUCGCAUUUCAUGGAAUGCUGUCGUUCGGUUCCAGAAUUGGGCCAGUACAUGGAAAACGAUAUCAACAUUGAUCCAGAACCGCUCUCGCAGAAAGAGUUCGCUGUGGCAGGGGCCCCGAGAAAUGGCAAGCCGGCUCCUCCAUUUCGCAAUCUACACAUUCGUGUGCGAAGUCAAGUGGUAGCGGAUGGUCUCGACAAGCCCUUGGAUUGGCAAUCGGCUGGGUACGAUAUGCCGCCUUUAGAAUGGCAUGAACAACUCAAGAAAGUUCGAGAAGCUAAAGACAAACCGAUAGAGGAGAAGUCGGAUGUUCCUGUUGUUUUUGACUGCCGCAACACGUACGAAACUGACGUUGGAAUCUUUGAAGGUGCCGAGCCCUUGGACACAGAAAAUUUUCGAGACAGCUGGGAUGUUUUGAAGGACAGAUUGGCAGAUACACCGAAGGAUGCCCCUAUUAUGACUUAUUGCACGGGGGGAAUUCGUUGUAUGUACAUAUGGCUGAUAUUAAAAACGCGCGAGGUUCAUUGUAUUCUUGACUGCAGGUGCUGAAUCGUUCUAACCACACACUUUCGAAAUGUCUUUGGUUGUAUGAUCAUUGAUAUCUAAUUUUCGUUUUCACAUGUUAGGUGUCAAAGUUGGAGCUUACUUGACACAAGAAUUGGGUUUCACCAACGUUUCUCGACUCGCCGGUGGUAUUAUCGCUUACGAUCGAACAUUGAAUGAAAAGAAAGAGGGAGAAGAAUCCAUGUUCAAAGGUACCAAUUUUGUCUUCGACGGGAGGAUGGGCCGUCAAAUUACAGAUGACGAGUUAGGUACUUGCAUAACAUGUGGAGCACCAACGAACUUGGUCUCGAAUUGUCGGAACGAAAAUUGCCACAAACGAAUGAUUCAAUGCGAGAAUUGCCGAACAACGUACCAUGGAACAUGCUCGACUGCAUGCAAGAAUCGGGUUGUCAAUGGCGAUACGUUGUUUGAAAGAAAGCGACCCGAAUCUCGAGGAGAACAAAGUAACGAAGCUGGAUACGAUAAUCUCGAUGAUUACAGCUUGGGUCACUCAUCGCCAGUUCCAUCAAUAUAUAAGGAGAUGGAAUUGAACACGCAGGCUUAUUUGGCAAGUGGCGCUCAUAUGGUUUCUGGAGCUGCGCAGGGGCGACUGUUGACACAACUCGCAUCCAUGACACGUAACGGACGUAUUCUAGAACUUGGAACUUUUACUGGUUAUGCCACUGCAUGUCUCUUAGAGGGUGCAAGGAAUGUGGGUCAGGUUCUGGGAAUUGCUCCAAACAAAGAUUCUGAGAGUAACGAUGGGCCGUACGUGAUGACAAUGGAGCGAGAUAACCGAGCAUUGAACCUAGCAGCUGCUCACCUACGGGUAAUCGAAAAGUAUGGAUUUGAUGGAGAGGAAGUAGUGGAGGCGAUUUGCGCGCUUCGCAGCGAAGAUGCGGUGAAAGAAGUAGAGGAAGAUAUGGUAUCUAUGUCUAUCGCUGGUGGCGUUGCUCGAUGUGAUCUCGUACGGGUUACAGAUGCCUUGGCUACCGUAGAGGCAAUUGCGUCAGGUGACUUUUCUAAUGGUAGCGAUUGUCAUGCCAUGGCGCCUUUUGACCUGGUAUUUGUAGAUGCUGAUAAGACAAGACUGCUUGAGUACGUAGAAGCCUGCCUAAAGAGCGAUCGAUUGCUCAAUCGCGGUGGUCUCAUUGUGGUGGAUAAUGUUUUAUGGAAGGGGCUUGUCUUGGAAGCAAGCACAGGAGAAUUCGUUUCAGUUUCGGACAGAGAGGACUCGGAAAAAGCAGAGUUGCGAAAGAACCGCAGAGCACGAAAGCUUGCCACCACUAUGCAUCGCUUCAACUCGGCUAUUGCUGGAGACGAUAGAGUCGAGGUUCUUGUAUUACCCAUGAGAGAUGGACUGAGUGUGAUACGGAAGAAAUGAAUUUAUCAUCUAAAGAAUUACCAAUAAAGCAGUUGAAUACGAUUUCGUUCCAUAGGAAGUUCAAAUCAAGGUGUUUUAUCGAACACUUCUUUGUGUUACGAUUAGUAAGGGAAGCUGUUACAUGUAACUGGCAUUAGUUGAAAGUCGUGAAUAGAUACGCAUUAUAUUCUUACUAAACAAAAAUAUUCAAUGAUAGAUUUAAACUACGAGUAAUUAAUACUAUCUGACUCAUUUGUGCUGGAUUGUCUAGGGUACCGAUUUAAGAAUUGGUCGAUGGUGUUUCGUACCACAUCGAAGCACUUCUUCGACAUAGCAACGGUGCUGGUGGAUAUGUUAUUUACAAUGUCGUGCUUCUGAAUCACUUGUCCAAAUUUUUCAUGAGAAAAAAUGGCGACUGUGCCAAAUGUUUUGGCGAUAUCAGCUGCUACGCCUUCUUCUUGCUUGGAGUAGAAGGCGGCCCCAACACCAAAUGCCACCGAAACGGAAGGUCCUCCAAUAAGGAAGCCUAGAACAAUCCCAGCAGCCCAAGCGCCAUUUGUUGUUGAUGCAUCUAUGUUAGAGGCUUGAAUGUUGUUUGGGCUCACAGCAUCUUCUUGGUUGUUUUGGUGGUAAUUCAAUUGUAAAUGACGAUACCGGUCGGGAUCUUGAAUAGUAGGAUCGCUAGACGUAACUACAGAACAAACAUCCUGAAUAAUCGAUUCUAUCGUGUUACCAACAGAAUUGUUUGCUUCCAAAAAGUGUUCGUUGUUACUGUCCAAAUCUGGAUUCUCGCUAAACAAAAUGUCUUCUCUCCGGACUUCACCGCCCAGCUCCGAAGCAUGAUUCAGGAGCGAAGCUUGGGCGAGAGGGAUGGUAUCUUCUCGAAUCGUGGUUGUCUUAUUUCUGCAACUCAUCGAAUCUAUUUCACAUUGAGGAUUUUUUAAUCUUUCGUGGCUGCUCUGUCGUUAACAUUGUAUUAGCCAGCCCAGCUUUUAUCAACAUUCAAUGAUGCAGCCUUGACCUUUCUGUCCUUCGAUCACACCGUCGACUUUGUUUAUGUCAUACUCUUGUCACUGCUAUGGAAGAUUCUAAAGAAAACUUGCUGAGAAAAACGAAUCAACACGUGACAAAUUC
Molecule: messenger RNA, 4247 nt
Organism: Pseudo-nitzschia multistriata
Lineage: Eukaryota; Bacillariophyta; Bacillariophyceae; Bacillariales; Bacillariaceae
Source: the annotation of a GenBank genome assembly